CAUUUGUGUGGACAUGGUUUUACAAAUAUACAACACUACCCCACCACACUUACGCAUGUGACCCCGUUGCCCAGUGGGGCACAUUUGCCAUUCCUAAAUUUAAUAGAUAGCUAAUUGAAUUUGGUUUAAAACAGAGUGAUUUUGUCGUUUUAAUGAUUGAUUCAACAUCUCAACGAGGAAGCAUCGAAGAAACUAGAAAAAUAUAAUGGUUUCCCUGUUAUAAGCUAUAAUAAAAAGCCAUCCCCACACAUUCCAAAGCUCCCAAAACCCAAUAUCCUUUGUGCAAAGCCUCUGAUCUACAUCUCUAGCUGCUGAUAUAGUACAUGGAUUCGAUCAAAUCCUUCAAGGGUUAUGGCAAGGUGGACGAGCUGGAAGAGCGAGCAUUUAAGCGCAAGACCCGCAAGCGCCUCAUCAUUCUCAUUAUCUCCUCAGUCGUGUUAGUGGCGGUCAUCAUCGGUGCGGUUGCAGGAACCUUGAUCCACAAGAGCAAGUCUGAGUCCAACUCUGUCCCGGCCAGUCCCGUAUCGCCGGCCACCUCCAUCAAGGCUGUGUGCAGCGUCACUCAGUACCCAGAUUCAUGCGUCUCCAGCAUCUCUUCCCUCGACACCUCCAACACCACCGACCCAGAGGAGCUCUUCAGACUCACUCUCCGGGUCGCCAUUGCUGAGCUCUCCAAGCUAUCUUCCUUACCCAGGCAGCUCAGCGCCAAGUCCAACGAUGCCCAACUCAAGAAGGCGUUGGGAGUUUGCGAGACCGUGUUCGAAGACGCGAUCGACCGGCUCAACGACUCCAUCUCGUCGAUGGAGGUGCGGGAGGGGGAGAAGCUGUUAUCCGCCUCCAAGAUCGACGACAUCAAGACGUGGCUCAGCGCCACCAUUACCGACCAAGAAACAUGCUUGGACGCUCUUGAGGAGCUCAACUCCACUCUCCUGAAUGAGGUCAAAACCGCGAUGCAGAACUCCACGGUCUUCGCUAGUAACAGCUUGGCCAUUGUGGCUAAACUAAUCGGCAUCCUCCACGACCUAGACAUCCAGGUUCACCGCAAACUGCUGAGCUUCUCCAAUUCCGAUCAGUUUCCCGAUUGGGUGGGGGCUGGCGAGCGGAGACUGCUCCAGGAAACAAAGCCAACCCCAGAUGUGACGGUGGCGAAGGACGGCACUGGAGACUACGUGACCAUAAAAGAAGCAGUGGCAAUGGUGCCGAAGAAGAGUGAAAAGCGAUUCGUGAUAUACGUAAAGGAAGGCAACUACUCGGAGAACAUCAUUUUAGACAAGAGCAAAUGGAACGUCAUGAUAUACGGCGACGGGAAGGAUAAGAGCAUCGUCUCCGGCAACUUGAACUUCAUUGAUGGGACCCCCACCUUCGCCACAGCCACUUUCGCCGCUGUGGGGAAGGGGUUUAUAGCAAAGUACAUGAGGUUCGAGAACACGGCAGGUGCGGCGAAGCAUCAGGCGGUGGCCUUCCGCUCAGGGUCUGACAUGUCCGUCUUCUACCAGUGCUCAUUCGACGCCUUCCAGGACACCCUAUACGCCCACUCCAACCGUCAGUUCUACCGGGAGUGCGACAUCACAGGCACCAUCGACUUCAUCUUCGGCAACGCGGCUGUCGUCUUUCAGGCCUGCAAAAUCCAGCCCAGGCAGCCAAUGUCCAACCAAUUCAACACCAUUACUGCUCAGGGCAAGAAGGACCCCAAUCAGAACACUGGCAUUUCCAUCCAAAAAUGCUCCAUCUCCGCUCUCAAUACUCUGACAGCACCCACGUACCUGGGCAGGCCAUGGAAGGCCUACUCCACCACCAUCGUGAUGCAGUCAAACAUCGGCUCAUUCUUGAACCCAAAAGGCUGGACGGAAUGGGUCACCGGCGUCGACCCUCCCAGCACCAUCUUCUAUGCUGAGUUUCAAAACACUGGCCCAGGAGCUACCCUUGAUCAAAGAGUCAAAUGGGCUGGAUUCAUGACCAACAUCACAGAGGAUGAGGCAGCCAAGUUCACAGUCGGAACAUUCAUCCAAGGCGCCAGUUGGUUGUCAGAGAGCAGCGUGACCUUCGAUGCAUCCUUGUGAUUCCAAACAAACUCAGAACAUUUAUAUAAACGGGUUAUCUCAUCACAACAGUUUUUAGCAGAUGUGGGUUGUGUUAUUGUUCUUCUACUGCAUAGAUUCACGACACUUUGUUCAUUUAACAUUUUUUUUGGGGAUUGUACUUUAAAAAAUAUUUGUGGGUGUUCUAUUUAUCUAAAAGAAUCGAAGAAAAGGUGAAGCUUAAAAACGCA
Messenger RNA from Vitis vinifera (wine grape), 2269 nucleotides. RefSeq names its product pectinesterase 3. The record is from RefSeq and is a predicted model, not a curated record. Bases 324 to 2060 code for a protein of 578 amino acids. NCBI's taxonomy places the organism in Eukaryota, Viridiplantae, Streptophyta, Magnoliopsida, Vitales, Vitaceae. Gene Ontology annotation, molecular function: pectinesterase activity; pectinesterase inhibitor activity. The transcript is spliced from 2 exons. Gene Ontology annotation, biological process: cell wall modification.